Messenger RNA from Talpa occidentalis (Iberian mole), 1827 nucleotides. RefSeq names its product nerve growth factor (gene NGF). Lineage: Eukaryota; Metazoa; Chordata; Mammalia; Eulipotyphla; Talpidae. The transcript has 3 exons. Gene Ontology annotation, molecular function: nerve growth factor receptor binding; growth factor activity. The record is from RefSeq and is a predicted model, not a curated record. Gene Ontology annotation, biological process: regulation of neuron differentiation; positive regulation of collateral sprouting; negative regulation of neuron apoptotic process. Bases 776 to 1678 code for a protein of 300 amino acids.
GUUCUGGGUCCCCAGGGACAGAGGCCCUCGGUGGGCCCCUUGUUAGCGCUGGAGUAAAUUUCCCCAAUGCAGACUUCUCUUUUCGGUCAUGAAAUCAUGAUCAAAUGAAGCCUAAAAGAAGAAACACUAGAAGAUUGGGAACGUUCUGAGAUAAUUAUAUGAGAAUCAAGUGACUUCAGAAAGACAGCAGGUUUUCAUCUCGCCUGACCUUUCCUCCUGCAAUCCGAAAGAACUAGACGCAACUCCUGCACAUAAGCUGAAAAAUGCCCGUCAAAUAGCCCCUCAUUAUAGUUAACCACCGAUGACAUUCCCCAUCAGAUUAGGCGUCUAUGUUACCUCGCGGUGGGAGCCCGUUUGGGACGGGGAGAGGUAAAAACCCUGCACAGGAAGUAGCUUAACCAGCACAAAAGCCCCCUGACAAACACACACAUGGAAAUAAAUUCAUCUCAGCCUCGGGUUACCCAGGAUUUGCAUGUGAGGCAUGUCUGGGCAGCGCUGGCUGAGUUAUCUCUUUCAUGCCUUGAGUCUGAUUUUCUGGGUGUGAAGUCGGCAGACGAGCCAGGAAAUGUCAUUGUGGAGCAAGGGAGCUGGAGAUGCGGUGGCAGCUGUCAGUCCAGGGCGGGUAGCGCGGGAAGGCGUCUGACGCGUCCUGGGCACUCUGUUGCCCUGGGGUGUGUUUGGUGCUGGCUACUUGUGAUCCGUGUUUUCUUGGAUGCAGGGUGGUUGAGGUGCAGCAAUUUUGCAGUGAAACUGAAGUCCAACCGCUUCAACAGAAAUGGCCUCGUCUCACGGACACUUUAACAAAGUCCUGGCCCUUGGUCGUGCAGUCCAGGGGACUAGAUGGCAUGCUGGACCCAAACUCAGCUCAGCGUCCGGACCCAAUAACGGUUUUUCCAAGGGAGCAGCUUUCUGUCCUGGCCACAUUGAGGUGCUCAGCGUAAUGUCCAUGUUGUUCUACACUCUGAUCACAGCUCUUCUGAUCGGCACACAGGCAGAACCGCGCGCAGAGCGCCAUGUCCCAGCAGGACACGCCGGCCCCCAAGCCCACUGGACUAAACUUCAGCAUUCCCUCGACACGGCCCUCCGCAGAGUCCGCAGCGUCCCGGCCAGUGCAAUAGCAGCCAGGGUGGCCGGGCAGACCGGCAACAUCACUGUGGACCCCAAACUUUUCAAAAAGCGGCGACUGCGCUCCCCCCGCGUGCUGUUCAGCACGCAGCCCCCACCGGUGGCCGUCGACCCUCAGGACCUGGACUUUGAGGCCGGCGACGCCGCCUCCUUCAACAGGACUCACAGGAGCAAGCGAUCGGCGCCACCACUGCCGUCCCACCCCAUCUACCACCGCGGGGAGUUCUCGGUGUGCGACAGCGUCAGCGUGUGGGUGGGAGACAAGGCCACCGCCACGGACAUCAAGGGCAAGGAGGUGAUGGUGUUGGGCGAGGUGAACAUUAACAACAGUGUGUUCAAGCAGUACUUUUUCGAGACCAAGUGCCGGAACCCCAAUCCCGUGGACAGCGGGUGCCGGGGCAUCGACUCCAAGCACUGGAACUCCUAUUGCACCACGACUCACACCUUCGUCAAGGCGCUCACCAUGGUAGGCAAGCAGGCCGCCUGGAGGUUUAUCCGGAUCGACACGGCCUGCGUGUGUGUGCUCAGCCGCAAGACUGGGAGGCGAACCUGACCUGCAGGCCAGCCCCCUUCCCGCCCCUCCACACUCUCCUGGGCCCCUCCCUACCUCAACCUGUAAAUUAUUUUAAAUUAUAAGGGCUGCAUGGUAAUUUAUAGUUUAUACAGUUUUAAAAAUCAUUAUUUAUUAAAUUUUUGGAAGCA